AUGGCUCCUCGCAGCUCCAUGUUGGCCGCUGCCGGCAUCGCGGCUGGUGGGUACAUGGCUGCGCAGGCCUUCGUGCCUGGUGUCGCGGGGCCUGCGGUGAGCAACGAAGCCGGGGCAAGCCUGCGCGGAGCCGCAGCGGCCCCAGCACCUCAGGGCUCCGGCAGCGUGCUGCCUUUGAUGGGCCUCGUCGGAGUGGGAGCCGUGGCUGCAGGGCGCGCAGGACGCAUGGCCCGACGGGCAGAGCCUGUGUCCGCCGCUGCAGCAGCAGCUGCCGCCAAGGCAGGGGCGGCCGCCGCUGCCAAGGGUGCCGCCGCUGCCAAGGGUGCAACUGCAACCACUUCCGCCGUUGCCGGCUCUGCUGGCGCCGGAUCCCUCUCCAAGGGCGAAGGUGUUGCAGGCAAGGGCAGCGGCAGCCCCUCCUUUGAUCCCUCCACUCAGAUUGGUGCCAUGGAUCCUCUCGGCUUUUUCGACCCCGCCGGCUUCUGCAAGAAGGGCGAUGAGGCCGGCUUCCGCAACUUCCGUGCCGCUGAGAUCAAGCACGGCCGUGUGGCCAUGAUGGCAGCACUGGGUGCAGUUGCGCAGCACUACAUCAAGUUCCCUGGCUUCGAGUCCGUGCCUUCCGGCCUUGCUGCUUCCAUCACUGCGCCCGGCAGCUAUGGCUUCGUGGCCCUCUUCGGCCUGAGCGGCAUCCUCGAGUUGGCUGCUUGGACCGAGAGCGAUGACAAGGAGCCGGGCAACUUCGGCGACCCGCUGGGCCUGAACCAGUACAACCAGGAGAUGCGCGAGAGGGAGAUCAACAACGGCCGCUUUGCCAUGUUCGCGGCGCUGGGUAUCAUCGCUGCAGAGCUCUACACUGGCAAGGAUGCAAUUGAGCAGUUCGGGCUGUGA
Effrenium voratum is the source of this 888-nucleotide messenger RNA. The record is from the annotation of a GenBank genome assembly. NCBI's taxonomy places the organism in Eukaryota, Dinophyceae, Suessiales, Symbiodiniaceae.